AUGACUUCCAACAAGCCAGCAAUAGUCAUCAUUCCUGGAGCUUUCAGUACCCCGGAGAGCUACGCCAAACUCACCGUUGCUCUCCAGUUACAUGGGUACGAGGUUCAUGUCCCACGUCUUGUCACGACCAACGAAUCUCGUCCACCAAACGGGUAUCUAGAGGAUGACACAUCUCUGAUUCGCAGUCACGUCGACAGCCUUGUUUCUUCGGGACGUAGGGUUGUAGGAAUUGCCCAUUCGUAUGGGGGCCAGGUCAUGUCGAACGCUUUGUAUGGACUUGGUCUUGAGGCUCGUUCUUCUCAAGGCCUUGAGGGUGGCGUUUCCGCCUUAGUUUAUAUGGCUGGAUUUGCUCUCACUGAAGGAAUUUCUAUCUUUGAUAAGCUAAAGGAGUUCGGUAGGCUGGAAGAUGAGGUGCCUCUAAUUUUUGACGUGGCCGAGGAUCAGACUAUGGCCCUCCUCGAUCCCAUCGCAUUCUUGGGGCUCAGAGAGCCUGGAACCAAAGAGUCUGAGAUCGAAGCAUAUGUCCAGACUCUACGUCGCUGGAAUGGAAAGGCGAUGAUGCAGCCUCUGGAGAGAGCGGCUUGGAAGGAGAUCCCGGUUGCUUAUAUCCACACCACGAUGGAUAUGCCGGUCCCUCUCGAGACGCAGCAGAGCAUGGUCCGGGCUCUUGAGAUGGCAGGCCGCAAGGUCCAGACCUUCACACUCGAGACUGGUCACUGCCCCCAUUUCACAGCGACCGAGAGCGUUGUUGACACUGUCAACAAGGUUGUUUCGUCUGAAUUUGCUUAA
Molecule: messenger RNA, 789 nt
Organism: Diaporthe amygdali
Lineage: Eukaryota; Fungi; Ascomycota; Sordariomycetes; Diaporthales; Diaporthaceae
Exons: 1
Coding region: 1-789 (262 amino acids)
Source: RefSeq, a predicted model, not a curated record